This is a messenger RNA of Trichophyton benhamiae CBS 112371, 1581 nucleotides long. Its product is annotated as cytochrome P450 monooxygenase, putative. The record is from RefSeq and is a predicted model, not a curated record. Gene Ontology annotation, molecular function: heme binding; oxidoreductase activity, acting on paired donors, with incorporation or reduction of molecular oxygen; monooxygenase activity. The coding region runs from base 1 to 1581 and encodes 526 amino acids. NCBI's taxonomy places the organism in Eukaryota, Fungi, Ascomycota, Eurotiomycetes, Onygenales, Arthrodermataceae. The transcript has 2 exons.
AUGAUUUACCUACUCGCCAUACCCGUCCUCGCGGUCUGCGUGUACCGAUAUAUCAUCUACCCCAUAUACUUCUCGCCGCUGGCCCGGAUCCCCAAAGCGCACUUCACUUCUCCGUUUCUUCCCACAUGGCUAUGGUGGAUACGCAACUACCGAUGCCGUGAAGUAUCGACCAUCUAUGCCUUGCACAAGAAGCUGGGGCCGAUCGUCCAGCUGGCCCCGAACGAAGUCAGCGUCAACUCAGCCAACGGGCUCAAGACCAUAUAUCUCGGCGGGUUCCCCAAGGACAACUAUUAUGAAGACUUGUUCAUGAACUAUGAGCGAUAUCCCAACUUGGCCAGCAUGCUAUCCUUCAAGGCUCACUCAGAGCAGAAGAGGAUGGUGUCUCGAGUCUAUUCAAAGUCUUUCAUCCUAGCCUCGGAGGAUCUGAGAGUCGCCUCUGAAAAGCUGAUCUGGGAGAGAUAUCUGCCCAUGUUUGAAAGAAUUGCACUGCCAUCGUCGUUCCCGUCUGAUCGUGAGGAGGAAAGACUGAAACUGGGCCCUGAAAAGACGCUGAACGUCUUCCCUCCUUUCCAGGCUGUGGGUAUGGAUUUUAUGACAGCAUAUCUCUUCGGAAUUGAUGCUAGUACAGACUUCCUCCGUGACACUGAGUAUCGAGACCACUGGCUGAAGCUAUAUUCCGUGUUCAAGACACAGCUCCCAAAGCAACGAGCAUUUGGAGAGGUUGAGAACCUCUGCCUUAAGAUGUGUGAUCAAGUUGCGAGCCAAUUGUCGUGCAAGGAGAAGGGGGCGGCCGAGCUCAAGACCGGUUCAACCAAGCCAGUGGUAUACGGUCAACUCUUCAACGGCAUAUUUUCUCAGAUCAACCCAGACAGUGAUGCUGAAAAGGCUGAUGCCAGGUUCCGAGUUGCCUCCGAAAUGAUGGACCAUAUAGUUGCCGGCCACGAAACAACCGGGAUAACACUAACUUAUAUCGUCUAUGAAUUGUCGCAGAACCCUGAACUACAAGCAAAGCUACGAGAAGAACUGCUCACCUUGUCUCCUCCGAUAUUCUAUAAACAAGACAGCACCUUGGAAUCUUCCAAUGCCGAAAAGGAAAAGGGCAGCAGACUCCCUUCAUUCCAUGCGCUGGAUGAACUCCCCUUGCUUAAUGGCAUCGUGCAUGAAACUCUUCGAGUAUAUCCUGCUGCACCGCUCCCAUUACCUCGGGUUGUUCCCGCUGGCAAACCAGUAGAACUGGAAGGCUACCAGAUACCCGCUGGCACCCGAGUAAUGUCCUCCGCAUACACACUGCACCGAAACCCAGAGGUAUUCCCUGAGCCUGAGAGCUGGAAGCCCCAUAGAUGGAUUGAAGCGGAUAAAACGCACCUUGAAAAGAUGCGACGACUCUUCUGGGCCUUUGGAAGCGGCGGAAGGAUGUGUCUGGGAAGCAACUUUGCUCUUCAGGAUAUCAAACUCGCCAUUGCCGCACUUUACACGAACUAUACUACCUUUGUCGUUGGAAACGAUAGCAUGGAACAAACUGAAACAUUCAUAGCACAGCCAGUCUCGGGGAAGCUGAUCAUUGGAGUCAAGCAUGUUUAA